Messenger RNA from Drosophila busckii, 3322 nucleotides. RefSeq lists its product as uncharacterized. Lineage: Eukaryota; Metazoa; Arthropoda; Insecta; Diptera; Drosophilidae. The record is from RefSeq and is a predicted model, not a curated record. Gene Ontology annotation, cellular component: membrane. The transcript has 12 exons. Bases 251 to 3160 code for a protein of 969 amino acids.
GCUACGUUAAAUAUUUGUGCACUGCUUUAGCUGUGUGUGUGUGUGGAUUAGCCGUAUGUGUGUGUAGUCUGACCGAGAAAUUUCAACUAAGGCAACGGGAGCGUUUUAUGUGACUGCAUUUCAUUGAAACGAACUUCAAACUGUCACUGACAACAACAACAACAAGUUCUUAUGCAAAUAAAUAAAUAAACAGUGCUGGUGUUUAAUAUUGUGUAUUAGUGUCAGUGUGUGCGUGUGUGUGUGGUAUACAAUGGGCAAGAAAAUGGUCAGCGAGGAAAUGGCCACAGAUGCCAGCCACACGGAGAAAAUCGAAUUGUCGCGCUUUGGUGAAUUUUGCCAGCGACGCGGCAUAAAUCCCAAUUUGAUUAUGCUCAAGAUAACGCUGUUUGUCAUGUACGGUGCCACUUCAUCACUGUUGCCCUAUUUGACGAUACACAUGCAAUCGAUUGGAUUGACAGUGGAAGAAAUUGCGAUUAUCUAUUUGGCAUUGCCAUUUACGACAUUCCUCAGUCCUCCAAUUACAGGUUUUCUCGUUGACAAAUUUGGCAAAUAUAAACCGGUCGUUGUGAUGAGUCUGUUGCUGAAUGCGAUUUUCCAUCACUCGCUGCUCUUCAUACCACAACAGGAGAUACCGGGCGUGGUGCCAUCGGCAUUUGUGCUGCGUCAUCCGGAUAGCGGCGACAUUGAGGUCUGGUGGUCACCGUGUCCCAGUCGCGAGUGCCCUGAGGAGCCGGAGCUAGAUUUGGCUGUGCAUCAGUGCGUCGACUAUUGUCUCAUGCAGGAGCAGGCCAACCCACAGCUGUAUAGCGAUUUGCCGGCAUAUGACAGAAGCACAACAAUGCGAACAACAACAACAACAACGACGACGACGGCGACAUCAGUUUUUGGCGAUGCAACGACAGCAGCUGGAACAACAAGCAGCUCGACAACGACCACAUCGCCCGCAUCAUCAUUACCAGCAUUAUUCGCCACGCAGACAAGAAGCAGAUACCAAGAUGUACUUAAUAUGUCAGCGACCAUGUUCCCAUCACUGGACAACGUAUCGCCAAUGUCUUUGCAAACAGGCGGUGGCGCCGCCUCAGCUGAAUUGCCAGCCAUGUCCAUGCAGGGAUUGAAUCUUUCCACAGGCGAUGGCUCAACGGAUAAACAAAAGGCAAGCAGCAGUUGGGUGCACUCGGACAAUGGGGAUGGCACAUACUUUAUGCUGCAGAUGCAUCCCGAUCUGGCGGAUCCAACCGAGCAGCUGGGCAUGGAAAUUGAACAGGACGACAAUGAAACAGUGACGGAUAUCAGACAACGCUUUGGCGAGGAGCGUUUGAUUAAAAUGCAAAUCAAUCUCACGGACAUGGAUGAUUUGGAUCUGCGUUGCGGUGGCCUGGUCCGACGCACCAAUAUAUCCUAUGUGGGCAACAGCAAGGCGGUGAAGUGCAUGAUGCAGCGCUGCACGUUUACGCUAAACGCGCCCGAGAUAUGUCCGCCGGACUAUAAGGAGACGGACGAUACCAUUUUUUGGAUUUACUUCUUGCUGCGUUUUCUGGCUACUACUAUGCUGUCGGCUGGCGUUACCAUAAUGGAUCCCAUAGCGUUGACCAUGAUUGAGAAGUUCGGCGGCGACUUUGGACGCGAGCGCUUGUUCUCCAGCAUAGGCAUGGCCAUAUUCUCACCCAUCACGGGCAUCAUGAUAGACUAUUCGUCACGUGGCCUGGGCUACACGGAUUACUCGGCGGCGUUCUACACGUACGAUGUGCUGCUGGUGAUAUCGACAAUGUCCGUGCUAAUGAUGCCAUUGGGCGAGAAAUUGCCGGCGGACAAUGUGUUCAGGGACUUGUGGAAUCUAUUGAAAAUGCCGCACGUGAUUGCGUUCAUUAUAUUUCUGUUUGUGCUCGGCAAUUUCUGGGGCUUUAUCGAAAGCUUUCUAUUCCUGUAUCUCAAGGAACUGGGCGCACCCAACUAUCUGCUCGGCAUUACGAUUACCGUCGGCACCGUCAGCAGCAUUCCCUUUCUCUAUGGCGCCGAGAAAAUCACACGCAUCUUUGGCCACGUUAAUUUGAUUAUCAUCGCAUUCUUCUCGCAUGCCGGACGACUUGUGGGCUAUUCCUUUAUCGAAAAUGCCUGGUGGUGCUUUCCAUUCGAGGCAAUGGAGUCGCUAUCUUGUCAUCUAAUGUGGGUGGCCGCCGCCACCUACUGCUCCAUACUGGCGCCCAAAAGUCUGCUCGCCACGCUCAUUGGUGUCCUGGGCAUGGCUCACUUCAGUUUGGGACGUGGCAGUGGGAGCUUUACGGGUGGCUUGCUCAUUGGACAGUUUGGCACACGCGACGCCUUUCGCUAUAUGGGACUGCUGGCGGUGGUGGGCGGCAUUGCUUAUGGGCUGUUGCAUUUGAUUUGGCUGCGUAAGUUCGAUCACACCACCGAGGAGUCGGAGGAGGAAAUUGAGGCGGCGGAAACGGGUGAGACGGAGAAGUUGACGGAGCCUGCGACCAAGGAGCAGGGCACAUCCAUGUCGCUGGAACGUCUGAGUCUCAUGAUCAAAUACAAUCAGAUUGGCAGCCUGUCCUCGUUGCCGCGUGGCUCGCGGGCGGAUAUACAUGACCAUUUGUCGGUGCGUCGCAGCAGCUAUAAUGUGGAAUCGUUGCGUGGUGUGCAUGGCAAGCAUGGGAAUAUUGGUAGCAGUGCCUCCAAGGUGGACAUACUGCGUUCGGCGCUGGAAAUUAAUCACAAAUCGUCAAACAACUCGAUGCUGAGCAAAGCCGAUAACAAAACGUCAAAUCAAUCACUGGGUCGCAAUCGGGCCGACAGUGCGCCCAAAUUGAAUCACACCAACCUAAAGAAUAUCUCACAGCCCGCUCUCGAGGGUGUUGUAUUGGAGGGCGUGGAGUCAACAUUUUUUCCGAGCCGCAUGAAAAAGUAUCCGAGUGGUUUGUUAACUUCAAUACCCGCUGUGGAUUUAACCGUAAUACCCAGCUCCUUGUUAAUGGAUCAGGAGGGGCCCAAGGUUAUACCCGAGGAAACAGAGUUGCAUGCAUCAAAGACAAUUGUCUCGCCGCUCGCCGUGGAAGAGGCAGCAACCACCGCUGUUGCUGCUGAGCCAGCAACACAAACGCCGUCGCCUCCGAAUGCCAAUGGCAAUGGCAAGGCGAAACUGCAGAGCGAGGACAAUUGAUGCCACGAGACAUAAUCGCGGGCUUGUGUGGCGUAUGAGUGAUAUUACCAAAGCAAAUGAAAUUACACAGCAGUAUGAAUGUAGGCAACGUCGAUUGAUAUAAAUAUAUAUAUUAUGUAUUGGAUACAAACCGUUAGUUGUAAAUGUGUGUUAUAUAUGUUA